CCGCUUUCGGCUUUGCCAGAAGUGUCAGGCCCAUCGCCUUUAGAGCUCAUUGUGUUAGCUGUGGCAGACACCGAGAGAGCAGGCUGUGUGUAGUAAUGUAAGAACGACGUCUGCACUUUAUUCCAUCAGAUAGUGCCCAGUCAGGUGUGUGGCGCAGCUUGUCACGCUUUGCUUCUACACUCCAAACACACUAACACCUGCACAUACACACUCCAGCAGGCCAUCAACACGUCGGGUCCUGACAAUCAACGGAACUUUGUCUGGACCUUGAACACAGUCGGCUUCAGAUCAGUGUGUGUGAGUGUGUGUAUAAUCUGGAGUGCACAAAGGUGCUGACUGCACCCAGUGGAGCAUGUUGGACAGGAAGAGUUGGGCAGGUUGAUGCUGCACAAUUAUACUGUGUGAUAACCUGUGAUUAUUCUGAGGAGCCUAGAAUUACCAAGUAAAAAUCACUGUCCAUUCACGCUACAGUGUGUACAUGAUGGAGUAUUGACAAAGUUCUAGCACUCGACUGAAUAAUGGCAUAUACCUUUGAGGUAAAAUGACAGAACAAAAUAUGUAAUAUCUGAAACUAUAGUGUCUGACUGCAGUUUGCUCAACCCAUUACAAGUUGUCUAUUUUACACAAGGCAAUCAUUUUCCCUCACUGUCAUUAUAGAGACGCAAUCAAACUUGAUGGAUUUUAGUUGACCUCAGCUAUCUCCACAUGAGUUGCAGAAAGAUAGUCUGUCUUUUCAGAGGUCUAGUCAGUUUGCUCAUAUUUUCAAGUAUAUAGAUAUUUUCAACUUCUUCCAUUUGAUUUGUUGGAUGAAACGUGUUCAACUGUUUGAGGAUAAAGAUUGUUGCUCCAGAAACAUUUGUCCUUGAAGGCAUAGCAGUGAACAUAGGUCUAUUCUGAAAGUAAGUAUACAAUUAAAACCUUUUCAGAUAGAUUGAACUUGUUUUGGAAGAUUUUAUUGUGGUUGUUUCUAACUGAAAUACAGAAUCAAUAAUGCUUUUCAUUCCUGGAAUCAGUGUGGUUUGACCUGUAAGAGACAAGCAGCCUGUUUGCUGUUGUGACUAAGUGUGUAGUUGACUGUUUGGACUCCUGCCUACAACUGGCUUAGCUCUAAGUGUACAGUUGGUGAAGGGAUAAUUAAAUUGUCUCUCUUUCAGUUAACUGCAUAACUGCCAUUGUUGGUAAAGACAGCAGUAUUGCAGGUCUGGACAUGAUAAGUUUGGUUUGUGGAGGCACGGAGCAGUGUGGUUAAAAAAAUCUUACUUAUCCCACUUUGUUUUGAUUAAAUGGGACUGAGCUGCUGCGUAGCUUUGUAGCAUCAGAGCUCCACAUUAUAUGGAUUUACCACAAUACGUAUUGGCACUUCUUUCAAGGUGGCACAGGCUGCUGCUGCCAGCAGAGGAACUGCUACUCUAAGCUCAUCUCUGUGUGCCUUGUGAUAUUGUGUCUAAAUUACUUGCUCUGUUAUCAUUUAGAGCUCUGACCACACUUGUGUGUAUUGCAUGCAAGCUCUGCUACAAGUCAGUCUUAUGUGACUUUGCAGUAAAAACAGUUUCAGUGAUAGAGUGCACCACAUAAGAGUUCUUUCUUUAAGUGUUGCCCUUAAACAACAACUUCUCUCUGACUGCGCUUGAGUUAAGCUGAGCAGUCUGCACGUGUCUGCAGCAUUGCAGUUGAGAACAAACCGGAGUGCGAGUGUGUGUGGACUAGUUUGUCUGUGGCAGAGGAUCCAGGGUCACAGAAGAGCCAUUGAUCAAAUGUGCACAGGCGCACACACACUCAAGCUCACAGAUACGCGCACAACUUUUCAAUACACAAUGAGGCCUGUCCAAAGCUCUGUCCUCUGCCGCCUCCUGCCUGCUCCCUUCUCUUUGGUCCUGCGCAGCCUGGUUCUAGUCCUGCUCUGCAUCACUCCCCGUUGUCAGGCGGUGCAGGCAGAGAAUGUGACAGUCCUGGAGGGAGGCACGGCUCAGAUUUCCUGUCGCCUGCAGAACUACGAUGGCUCAAUUGUGGUCAUUCAGAAUCCCCGCCGACAGACUCUGUUUUUCAACGGCACACGAGCCUUGAAGGACGAGCGCUUCCAGAUGGUGCUCUUUACACCACGGCUGGUGCGCAUCACACUGACCAAUGUCAGCGUGUCGGACGAGGGUGGCUACUUCUGCCAACUCUACACGGAUGCCACACAUCACCAGGUGGCGACGCUCUCCGUUUCGGUGCCCCCAGAGACGCCUACAGUGGAGGUGAAGCAGGAGGUCGUGGAGGGCGGUGAGGCAGAGCUCACCUGCGUGUCGCCGCGCAGCAAGCCGGCUGCCACCCUGCGCUGGAUGCGUAAUGGCCGUGAAAUACCAGGUGUCGUAUCCCAUCAGGACAACGGGAAAACGUUCAGUGUGUCUAGCACCAUCCGUAUCCCAGUAGAAAGGAAAGACAACGGGGCGGCAUUGAAUUGUGAGGCUCUCCACCCUGCACUCAAUGGGCAGAAGAGGAUUCGACAUUAUCGCCUGGAUGUGUAUUUUGCUCCCACAGUCCGAAUCGUUCCUCCUUCAGGCAUUUUGCGUGAGGGCGACUCACUCAGUCUCACCUGCUCCAUCACUGGGAAUCCUCUGCCAAGAAAUAUUCAGUGGUCCAAGAUAAAUGACACCUUACCUGAGAGGGCAGAGAUUUCUGGGCCCACUUUUCAGAUUUCCCGUCUCAGCCAAUCACACAACGGGACAUACUUGUGCCAAGCCCAGAACAACUUUGGACGCGCUGCUGAUCAUUACACUCUGUUGGUGUAUGAUAAUGUGUCAGUCACUACCAUGGUCGCUCCCACUCCUUCUACCACCCAACCAAUCACCUCCCAUAAUGCCACUCCAACCCUCCUGUCACCCAGCUUCGCCCCGGACCCAAAAGAUCCUGGUGCAGUUGUAGAGGCUCACAGUGCAGUUCCUUAUGCAGUGAUAGGCGGCGUCCUGGCCUUGCUGGUUUUCACUGUCAUCUGUGUCCUCAUUGUCACCAUCUGGUGCUCUGUCCGGCAGAAAGGCUCAUACCGAACACGAGAGCCUAUUCUUGCCUGGUAUUGACCUAACAAUCAGUUAACUAAUGGAUUAAUCAGUCACAGGUUCCUAUCUUACUCAUGAGGCCAGCGGGUUGGAUGAACAUGGCGAGGUGCAGGAGGCCUUCCUCAAUGGGAACGAAGCAAGCCAGGGCAAGAAGGAGUACUUACUGUAGCCCUUCUCUUUUCCUAAUCCCUUCUCUUCUGACCUCAUACCCUUACCCUUUCCUCUCCCUGUCUCCCAACCGAUAUACAGUAUCCACACACACACACACACACAAACCACACACAUGUACACACACACAAACACUUCUACACAAUACGCCAUAACAGGCGGCCUUCUGAAAGCGACUGUAUACAGAUACUGCACAUAGCCAAUCCAUCCUGCUCCAUUCCACUCCAUAUCCUCUAUGUACACUCGUAUAACCCAAGAGACAGACUGAGAGACAGAGAGCUUCUAGACAUGCCAGACAGUAACGACUGUGCCAUAUACUAUAAGUCGAAGACACUGGGGAAAGACGAGAGGAGUGUUAGAGAGUGGGUACAGGGUGAAUUGAAUGUAUACAAAAAUUAAAUCAUGCCAUAAUUAUUUUGAUCGAGAGGGAAGAGGGCAACACAAUGAAAAGCAGCACUUUGCCUGUGCAGCCGCCAAAGUGAAAGGGGAAUUAAAGGCAGAUGACGGCUAUAAUUCCCUGCCUGAAGAAUAGAAGAAUCCAUUUCACAAAGCGUAGUCUUUAACUGAAGGAUACAGUACGAGUGCUAUAAGAAAAGAAAGGGGGAACAAAAAGGAAAAGCAAAGUUGUCCAAGAACUAUUGAGUGCUUGAAACUAAAAUUCAAUUCUUUUUUUCUUUUUUCAAUCUUUUACAGUAUUUUGGAAGAGUUCAACUCAUACAUAAUUCCCUAACAACACUGCAAUGAGAUAAACUGUAGUCCCAUGAACUAUCCAUACUUCAUGAAGAAGCUAACGGUCCUUUUUUGCAUCCUGUACUGGGUGGUCUGCCAAUUAGUAGAAAAAGAAAAUCAGCUCCAAAUUAUGUUUCUUACUCUCUUGCUGCAACAUUGAAGGAAAGAUGAUUCCCUUCUCUUCUUAUUUGCUUUCUAUAUACUCUGUCUCCUAUGUACACCUGUUACCAUCCUCUCCUCUUUCCUUCUUAUAUCUCUCUUCCUCUCUGUCUGGCCCCCCCCCCUCUAUCGCUCCUCCUUUGUUGGCUCCUAAUAAUGAAAGGAUUAAUGUUGGGCUGCGUUCCCGAAGAAAGAAAAAAGGAAUAUGACUUGCUUAGGCAUUAAAGAGAGGCUUAAUUAUUUUAGAAUGUCAUUAAGAGGAUAAAACGGUUUAAAAGUCCUAAUAUAAAGGGCAAAUGGAGUGAUAGCAAAAGGAGUGAGUGAGAGAAGAAAAUGGGUGGAUAUUUUUUCUGAAUGCUACCACACACAUGCAGCUACAUACACACACUCAUAUGAACAGUAAACACGCUGACAGAACAAAUAUACAUAUCUCUGAAUUCUUUGUUUGUAUAAAAAAAAGAACAGUGACAUAAAUUAAAUUAAACUUUUAAGAAAUAAUGAAACUGUUUACUAUUGAAACGCAUUAUGAAGCAACUAUACUAACACAGAAUAUUAGCCUAUAGAGGUGCAAAGCCGAACAAACUACUGUCCAGUGGUCUUUAAAAAAAUGAAUAAAAGAAUAAAAAAAAAAUCAUUUGUCUUUAUGAAAAACCAGAGGUCUUAUUGAUUUUUUAAAUAAUUAUUGUUAUUAUUUGAACAAUUAUGAUUGUUGUUACAGUUAUUAUUAUUAUUGCCGUUGUUAUUAUUACAAUUGUAAAUGUUAAAGAAAUGUACACUUCCCAUGGUUUGUUUUUGGUUCUACUGUAGAGAAAUUGCUGUCAUUUUUUCACUCUUUUCGUCUUACCUUUCCUCGCUAUCCCAGUAUUUCUCGCUCUCUUUGUCUCCUGUGCCUAGUCGUCUCUUCUCCUGUCUUUCACUCUUGUUUACUUUAGAGUCCAUGUGUCACUGUUGAUAUAUAGCUAACUAUUUCUUUAUAGGGGAAAGAUAAAAAGCACGACAAAAUAAAAAACAAUCCAAAAAUAA
Melanotaenia boesemani (Boeseman's rainbowfish) is the source of this 5114-nucleotide messenger RNA. It is a transcript of the gene cadm4, whose product is annotated as cell adhesion molecule 4. Gene Ontology annotation, biological process: regulation of wound healing; regulation of Rac protein signal transduction; negative regulation of peptidyl-tyrosine phosphorylation. Gene Ontology annotation, molecular function: vascular endothelial growth factor receptor 2 binding. The transcript is spliced from 10 exons. NCBI's taxonomy places the organism in Eukaryota, Metazoa, Chordata, Actinopteri, Atheriniformes, Melanotaeniidae. Gene Ontology annotation, cellular component: cell-cell contact zone. Bases 1755 to 3056 code for a protein of 433 amino acids. The record is from RefSeq and is a predicted model, not a curated record.